UUCACAAUUCGUCUUCUCUCAUUUACACACCCAACCGAGCCAACCAACCAACCUUGAUCUCUCUCAAAAAAUCCUUGGCAAAGAAAAUGGCCGAUCAGCUCACCGAUGAUCAGAUCUCCGAGUUCAAGGAAGCUUUCAGCCUUUUCGACAAGGACGGAGAUGGUUGCAUCACAACGAAAGAGCUUGGCACAGUGAUGAGGUCACUCGGACAGAACCCGACAGAAGCAGAGCUUCAAGACAUGAUCAACGAAGUCGAUGCCGACGGGAACGGGACCAUAGACUUCCCCGAGUUCCUCAACCUGAUGGCUCGCAAGAUGAAGGACACGGACUCGGAGGAAGAGCUCAAAGAAGCCUUCAGGGUGUUCGACAAGGACCAGAACGGUUUCAUCUCCGCUGCGGAGCUGAGACAUGUGAUGACCAAUUUGGGGGAGAAGUUGACUGAUGAAGAGGUGGAUGAGAUGAUCAGAGAAGCUGAUGUUGAUGGAGAUGGUCAGAUCAAUUAUGAAGAGUUUGUCAAAGUUAUGAUGGCAAAGAGAAGACGUAAGAGGAGUAUGGCGGGGAAUCAUAGUAGCAGUACUGAACGCAAAGAAGAGAGACGUCGCCGAAAAAGCCAUUGUCGUAUUCUCUGAUCGCCAGCAUUUCAAUCUCCUCUCUUCAUUUGCUUUGUGUGUAGAAAUAAGAGAUUUGAACCUCAACCCAAUAAAAAAUCCUAAAUAUGAAUGUAAACUACUAUAUAUUAACUUUUUA
Raphanus sativus (radish) is the source of this 747-nucleotide messenger RNA. RefSeq names its product calmodulin-7. The record is from RefSeq and is a predicted model, not a curated record. NCBI's taxonomy places the organism in Eukaryota, Viridiplantae, Streptophyta, Magnoliopsida, Brassicales, Brassicaceae. Bases 87 to 629 code for a protein of 180 amino acids. Gene Ontology annotation, molecular function: calcium ion binding; enzyme regulator activity. The transcript is spliced from 3 exons.